Molecule: messenger RNA, 471 nt
Organism: Aspergillus homomorphus CBS 101889
Lineage: Eukaryota; Fungi; Ascomycota; Eurotiomycetes; Eurotiales; Aspergillaceae
Exons: 1
Coding region: 1-471 (156 amino acids)
Source: RefSeq, a predicted model, not a curated record
AUGCAUCUCAUCACCACCCUCCCAAUCCUCCCCCUAACCGCCCCCCCCUCCACCCUCGCCGAGCCCACCCUCCCAGACCUUACCCUGGGCGCCAUCACCGGCUGCGGCAGCAACAAGUACGCCCCGAACUGGUUCGCCUGGUUCAACAACCAGCCGGUCUGCCGCGGGCAGGACCUCGGCCCCAUCACCGUGGCGCCCAAUUCGGGCGCGAUCCAUGGACUGUGCGACUUCCACGUUUCCUUGGGGAAUUUCACCAACGUCCAGUUCACGGGCUGCGCGGCGGCGCCCACUUGGGAAGGGGAUGCGGGCCCGCCCACCGGCGUGGCAGUCGAUGGCCGUACGGUGCUGGUGUGCGAGGCCGUGUCGGAGGCGGAGGCGCAGGAGAGGGUCAAGUGUCCCAGUCCGUGUGGAAGUGGGUUCCCUGAUGUCGAGGUUGGGAAGAGGGUAAGGUGUGUUCGUAGGCGGGCUUAA